This is a messenger RNA of Eptesicus fuscus (big brown bat), 978 nucleotides long. It is a transcript of the gene GDF15, whose product is annotated as growth differentiation factor 15. The transcript has 2 exons. Gene Ontology annotation, molecular function: growth factor activity; cytokine activity. NCBI's taxonomy places the organism in Eukaryota, Metazoa, Chordata, Mammalia, Chiroptera, Vespertilionidae. Gene Ontology annotation, biological process: SMAD protein signal transduction. The coding region runs from base 34 to 924 and encodes 296 amino acids. The record is from RefSeq and is a predicted model, not a curated record. Gene Ontology annotation, cellular component: extracellular region.
GGGCAGGGCCCCACCACUCCGCGCUGCCCUGUGAUGAUGCUGCUGGUGCUGCUGACGCUCUCCUGGCUGCCCUGCGGAGGCGCCCUGUCUCUUGCCCAGGAGCACCUCCGGGUCUUCCCGGGACCCUCACACGCGCACUCCAGUCCGAAUAGCUCCAGAUUCCAGGAGUUGAGGAAACGCUACGAAGAUUUGCUGACCAGGCUUCGAGCAAACCAGACCUGGGAAGACUCGAACCCUGACCUCAUCCCUGCCUCUCACGUCCAGAUACUCACCCCAAAGCUGAAACUUGGACCAGGCGGCCACCUGCACCUGGGCAUCCCCAGGGCCAACCUGACUAAGGGGCUCCCCGCAGCCUCCCGCCUGCAUCGGGCCCUGCUCAGGCUGUCCCCGACGGAGUCCGGCUCGUGGGAUGUGACGCGGCCGCUGCAGCGUCAGAUCGGCUUCGGUGUCUCCCGGGAGCCCGCCCUGCGUCUGAACUGGCUGCCGCCAUCUGAUCGGUUGCUGGCGGCCUCGACUUCUGCGGGGCUCCGGCUGGAGCUGCACUGGCGGCCACGCGCCGCCAGGGAACGCCGCAGCACGCAUGCGCGCGCUCAGGACGGCUGCCCGCUCGGGGAGGGCCGCUGCUGCCGCCUGCGGAGCCUGCGCGCAUCGCUGGAUGACUUGGGCUGGGCCGACUGGGUCCUGGCGCCCCGCGAGCUGGAUGUGCGCAUGUGCAGCGGCGCGUGCCCGAGCCAGUUCCGGUCGGCUAACAGGCAUGCGCAGAUGCUGGCGCGUCUGCACCGCCUGAAGCCCGAGGGCGUUCCCGCGCCGUGCUGCGUGCCCGCCAGCUACGAGCCAGUGGUGCUGCUGCACCGGGACAGCGAGGGCCGCGUGUCCCUCACGCCCUUCGACGACCUCGUGGCCAACGACUGCCACUGCGUCUGAGCGGACCUAGACCUUCAUCCACGGCCCGUGCUCAGUGGAGGUGACCUCAGUCCU